Molecule: messenger RNA, 564 nt
Organism: Chrysemys picta bellii (western painted turtle)
Lineage: Eukaryota; Metazoa; Chordata; Testudines; Emydidae
Source: RefSeq, a predicted model, not a curated record
AUGGCGCUACAUUUGGAGUCAUCAGCAGAGAAAGCCUAUAGUCGGAAGAUUCUCCAGGCCGUGGUUGCUCACGCUGUCUCUGAAAACUUUCCCUCUUCCUCUCUGCAGGAGAAACUGAAGCCUGGCUACUUGGAGCAGUUGCCUGGGAAGCUGAAGCUGUUCUCUCAGUUCCUGGGGAAGAGGAAGUGGUUUGCUGGGGAGAAGAUCACUUUUGUUGACUUUGUCAUGUACGACAUCCUGGACCAGAAUCGCAUGUUUGAGCCCAAGUGCCUGGAUCAGUUCCAAAACCUGAAGGAUUUUCUUGACCGCUUUGAGGUGAGGUUUGCCCUGACUCCUGUAAUGCACUGCUCUGGUUAUCCAGGGACAACCCAGCUGCAAACAUUAACUCCUUUGCAGAGAACUGGGCAACAGGCAAAGAAUUUCAUUUGCUAACAGAUACAGCAGCUGCCAGAGCUAUUGCUAACAAGUACUUGUUAGUGCUUCUGGUGGUAAUGGAGAUGUCAGACUGCCCCCCUCUGGCACCAGUAGGGCAGACAACUCUGGAGGGAGUGAAGUCUUCUUUGC